CUUAAAAAUGCCAAUUUAUUUCAUUUGUUUUCUAAUACUUCUGGUGGUUCAAGGAUCACAUGCGAAUUCUGUUCUUAGUCGGUAUUUUAAUGAAGAAGAUGGCGUACCACUCGCAAGACAUCCUUUAGAAGAUGCAAGAGUUUCCGAUGCGGACGUCGGAAUGAAAUCGGAUCUAUUCAUCGGAACAUUCGGUGGACGCCCAAUUGUAACAAGACAAGAAAAUACUUUCAUCGAUCAGGAUGGAGUUCCUGUUCCGAUGCUGCCUUAUCAAAAAACAUAUCGCAACUCUGAUCAUCUGUCAGCACGCAGCAAAUUUAUGGAUAGAUCACGAGGCUUUCUUACUCCUGUCUAGAUGUUUUAAUGAUCUUAAACAAUAACAAAUGAUCUCUUAAUCAAAUAUUAUUUUUUGAACGAAUAAACGAAUAAGGGCGGUU
Messenger RNA from Caenorhabditis elegans, 434 nucleotides. It is a transcript of the gene Y42A5A.3, whose product is annotated as FMRF-Like Peptide. Bases 8 to 352 code for a protein of 114 amino acids. The record is from RefSeq and is marked reviewed. The transcript has 3 exons. NCBI's taxonomy places the organism in Eukaryota, Metazoa, Nematoda, Chromadorea, Rhabditida, Rhabditidae.